Helicoverpa zea (corn earworm) is the source of this 7273-nucleotide messenger RNA. It is a transcript of the gene Ac13E, whose product is annotated as adenylate cyclase type 9. The record is from RefSeq and is a predicted model, not a curated record. Gene Ontology annotation, molecular function: adenylate cyclase activity. Bases 314 to 4663 code for a protein of 1449 amino acids. NCBI's taxonomy places the organism in Eukaryota, Metazoa, Arthropoda, Insecta, Lepidoptera, Noctuidae. Gene Ontology annotation, biological process: adenylate cyclase-activating G protein-coupled receptor signaling pathway; intracellular signal transduction; cyclic nucleotide biosynthetic process. The transcript has 9 exons.
GUCGACAUUUCACAUCACAUCAUUCGUUCAUGCGUACAUCUCUAAAACGUAUAUUGUGUGGAUUGUGUGUCUUUUUGUGACUUUUUACUCUUCACUUCGGUUUUAAAUAAAUUAAAUGCAUUAGUAUUCAUAGAAGAAAAGUGAGCAUGUUAUUAUUCUCAAUACUGGAUAAUAAUAUUUACAAAAAAUUGAUCUGUAAUAACCUUGAUCAAUAAACGUCAAGAAUUCAAGUGAGAAUGAAUUGAUUCAAAUAUGGGCCAAAAUGUUGGUGCUGUGGUUUAAGAAUGGGUGACAUGAAAUAUUCAGAAUUAAAAUGAAUGCUCCAAGUGGGUGUGUCAGCUGCAGUGAUGGGUCACAGCAGUUUGAUAGCAAACACGAUGCUGAUUGCUCUGAGGGGGAAGAUGCCCAGAUCAGACUGGCACCACAUGUGCAGGCCUACCUGGCCCGCAACAACCCCACCACCAACUGUUGUGGACUCACCAUACCCAUCGCUUUUGAAAGGGCAGCUACAGGAACAUGGUGGAAUCCCAGAUUUGAUUCAGAGAUACUUGAAGGCCAAUACAGAAGCAGUUCCUUUAGACAAAUAAGAUUAAGAUUUAGAUUUGCACUUUUAUACAUUUUGAUAUUUUCUAUAUCAUGGUUUGUCUACUUUGUGGCUCUUGGUUUGAAUGGCAUAACAGUAAAAUGGCCAUUUUUAUGUUCUAUAUUUGGUGGGGUUCUAUUGAUAACAUCUGUUAUGCUAUUUGUGACAUUCACAAAUAUAUACAAAGUGUACACAUUCAAGCUAUCCCUGGUCAUGGCACUCGCUCUGUGUACACUCAGCCUGUCACUGGUGACGCUCACCACACGGUUAGACACAGCAUUGUCGCAGGCUGCUGACAUCAGUCAGUCAGGGCACUUCACCAUGUGCAUUGAAAUAUUGCUGAUUAUAUAUACACUUACACCCCUACCACUGUAUGCCUGUGUCAUUAUUGGAAUUUUGUAUUCAAUUGUGUUUGAAGUACUGAAUAUUGUGUUGCAUUUGUCAGAGCAAGAAUGGCAGUGCCCUGGAAUGUUUGUGAGAGUUUUACUGCAACUUUGUGUUCACAUAAUUGGUGUACAUAUUUACCUAAUGACCUUUGUAAGAAUGCGUGGCACAUUUAUGAAAGUAGGACAGAGCCUGUUAGUAAGAAAGCAAUUGGAAAUGGAGAAGCAGCUCAAAGAAAAGAUGAUACAUUCUGUAAUGCCACCGAAAGUGGCCAGCUGGUUGCUGGAGGAGCAAGUACUUGAAACUGAAACUAAUAUAAAGACACACAAUCCGCUCAAACCUAGACAUUCAAAUCCCGGCGCAUCCGACAUCAAGUCGCUAUUUAGGCCUUUCAACAUGAGCUCAAUGGACAAUGUCAGUAUAUUGUUUGCCGAUAUUGUUGGCUUUACCAAGAUGUCAAGUAACAAGGGUGCUGAAGAAUUAGUAAAUAUAUUAAAUGACCUAUUUGAGAAGUUUGAUGAGUUGUGUCAAAAUCAUGGGUGUGAGAAAAUUUCCACUCUCGGUGAUUGUUAUUAUUGCGUAUCUGGUUGCCCUGAGCCGAGGCCCGAUCAUGCUACGUGCUGCGUAGAAAUGGGAUUGGGAAUGAUAGACGCCAUCAAGGAAUUCGAUAGAGUUCGCGGUGAAGGAAUAAAUAUGCGGGUUGGGGUUCACACUGGUACCGUCCUGUGUGGCAUAGUCGGCACACGACGGUUUAAAUUCGACGUAUGGAGUAACGACGUCAGUUUCGCCAAUAAAAUGGAAUCCACUGGGAAGCCAGGUCGCGUCCACAUAUCAGAAGAGACUGCUAAAUUUCUUGGAGGUUCCUAUAUCUUAGAAGAGGGCGAUGACGUCUUCGGUCAUAAAACCUAUUUUAUCGAAGGUCGUCAGCUGUACUCUCCUUAUAGCCAUGACAAUUGUCUCACUCCCUCCAAUCCUCUUAACUUACGCCUGAUUAUAUCCCCCGCAGCGUCUCCUCAGUCCGUCCUAUCCUGCAACCAUUCCCCACUACCGAUGUCCCCGAGAGCCGAUGAUAGAUUAGAAUCCAGAAAAGUAGAUACUAGAAAUUUCCUAUCCCCAAGUGCAUUUCACUUCCGAACAAAAGCUAGUUCACUGCCCAGUAUAUUGGAUUCGGACACCGAACUAGACGAAAAGAGAGAAAAAGGAUUCCCUGAAACUAACGACAACUCGUCGAAGAGUCCAACCUCUGUAGGAAGCUACGGAAAAUAUACGACUAAGCUGAAGAAUUGGAAAGUGCCUAGAUUUUUAAGGAAACAUUCUGAUACGCCACUUCAUGAGAUGAAAAAGCAAGAGAUGGCUGACAAGACUAUACAUUUCAUGGAGCGUGGGGACGUAGGGGGUGGUGUGCAGUCCAGUAAUGGUUACCAGCAAGUGCCUAUUGUGAUAGAAUCUCAAGACAAUAAGAGUAGGCCGGCGCAGAGUAUCAUUAAGCUGAACAUACCGCCCCUCAGCCAUGACAUGGCGUCCUUCGAGAGAGAAAUCAUCGACAUACGAUCCUACUUGAGCCAGUCGAGGAGUAACAUGUCACCCUUCGCAAGGAGUAGCAGCUAUCGGUCGCAGUAUGGGAGAUCGAACAAUAUCGAGGUGCCAGUUUGUCGUGCUCGCAGUUCAACGAUCACGACGCAGGAUGAGUUUAUUCGGCCUAAAGAGCGCAAGUUGAACUUGCCGCUGCCGUCGCCGCAGGUGUCCCGCCCGCCCGAUGACGUCAUCAGCCUGUGCCCCUCCGUCAACAGCCGCAAGGACUCGGGAAUCAGAAGCACCAGCCGCCGAUCCAGCAUACAGCAACAGGUCAACUUUGAUGUACCUAUUUUUACUUAUAACAUCUACGCACUGAACCACAUAGCGACGUCGCACCCCGAUAUGAUGCAGCACCGCGUGUCGGGCUACUACACGUCGAGCCAAUCGUCACUGAACGAGCUGGCGCGCAGCCGCCUGCCGCCGCCGCUCAACGACGACCAGGUGCAGUCCCUGCAGAAACUGCGCAAGCAGUCCGACCUGCAGCUCAUACGCUGCGUGCAGGACAACGCGCGCUCCGGCAUCAACUACUUCGUACAACCGCCCCUCAACAGAUUCACCCUCUUCUUCAAAUCCUCCGAAAUAGAACGACACUACAGAGAUAAAGCCCACAGGAGCGACGACAGCGAAGACUUCCCUCCCACACUCACCACUUCCAGAUUCAACACCGCCUUAGACAUUCUAGUCUCAGCCAUCAUUUUCUUGGCGGUGACGGCUUCAAUAUUCAUAUUGUACAGUGACUGGAGAUCCUCCAUUGGAUGGUUUGUCUUUUUUAUGUGCAUAGAAAUUAUGGCGAUGGCACUCUGUUCCUAUAGACAUUACCUAAAAUGGAAAACGAAUCACGAAGCGAUUACAGAGUCGAUCUCUCGGUCUGUGAGAAUAUUCAGGAAGCUGUCGAACUGGUUCCCAUGGCACCUGUCGGGCGGGCUGCUCAUCAGUUUGCCGAUACUUGCAGUGCUCAUAAACUUCACGUGUGAGGGCACCACGAUGACGAUCCUCCGAGGUGAACAGUCGUUCUACGUGUACCUGUUCUGUAUAAGUGUAGUACAUUUCUGCAACUUUACACAGAUGAACUGGCUAGUGAAAAAUACUCUAGUGACGCUUUAUGCUGGUUUGUUCCUAUUUUUUGCUGUGUUAGGUUGUCAUGAAGCGAAUACUCAAAUGCUGCUAGAUGCUGAUAUUACCUUACGGCUAAGUCCACAAAUGUUUGCUCAGAAUAUUACCGAUUACGGGAUUGGAAAUAGCUCAAUGAUCGACUGGGACGACAUCAACAAUGGUACCAUAGGCUUCGACAGUCACCAGCAUAAGUUGCACUUGACGGAGCUAUAUUUAGAUAUCGCAUUAUUGUUAAUGCUCGUGUGGUUCUUGAACAGAGAAUUUGAAAUUAGUUACCGAUUGAGUUUCUAUAGUAAUGUAGUGGCGAACCGCGACAAACAGAGAGUCCAGAAUAUGCGGAAUCAGGCGGAUUGGCUGCUCCACAAUAUAAUACCGCGUCACGUGGCCGACCAGCUGAAGAAUACAGCAAAGUAUUCUGAAAAUCACAAAGACGUCGCGAUCAUAUUUGCCAGUAUAGUGAACUUUAAUGAAAUGUACGACGAGUCGUAUUUGAAAGGAAAAGAAUACCUGCGGGUACUUAACGAGUUGAUCGCGGACUUCGAUGAGCUGUUGGAAAGGCCGGAGUUUCAGCACGUGGAGAAGAUCAAAACUAUAGGUAGCACUUUUAUGGCAGCGAGCGGCUUGAACCCCGACCUGAGGCACGAGUCGCGCGGUACGUACGACCACCUGUACCAGCUGAUGGAGUUCGCGUUAGAGAUGCAGAAGGUGGUGGACAACUUCAACCAAGACUUGCUCGAGUUCGACUUUAUUCUUCGGAUCGGGUAUAACUUCGGCGACGUGACGGCUGGUGUCAUCGGUACCUCUAAGUUGUACUAUGACAUUUGGGGGGAUGCAGUGAACAUAGCGUCCCGGAUGGACUCGACGGGCGUGGCCAAGCGGAUCCAGGUAGGCGAGGCUUGUAUCCCGGUGCUAUCCGCUCGCUACGAGUUCGAGCCGAGAGGCAGCGUGUACGUAAAAGGCAAAGAUAACAUGAAUGUUUAUCUCGUCGUAGGUAGAAAAGAUACGUAGAUAAAAAAUAUUCAUAAUGAAAUAUAGAAUCUGUGAUUUAAUUAUUUAUAUUGGAGAUGUGAAUAUAUGAAAUUCUUAUUUAUUGUGUGCAGUCUAUAAGUGAGAUGUAAGAGCUUGACAAAAUACUCGGGGUGUUGCACAGGCUAUUAAUUUAUUGUUAUUUUAGCUUAUGUGGAUGACAUGUGAGAGAGUGUGAGUGAGUGGAUAUUUAAUUUGAAUGAGUAAUUGAAAACUAUUAAAAUCUCCUUGCCUAUACCGAAAUAUCUGUGACCAGUGUUCUAGUCUUCUAAAUUCAAUGGGAAUGCUCCAGUUUUUAUGACGUUAGUGUAUAGAUUUGUAUAGAGCUGACGAUAUGCUUGAUUGGAAAGUGAGCAGUUAUUUUGAUUGACGGCAGCUGUUUUUAAUUUAAAAAUUGGAUCAUUGCCAUUUAUAUGACUUGUAUAUUCAAAUUUACCUUCUUAUUAUUACGGAGAAUAAAUUUAUAUUUGUAUAUAAAAAGUGAAUAUUGACCCACUUGGGCUAGUAAAUAAAGUUUUAUAUUUAUAUAAUGUAAUUGAUGUGUUAGCGUUAAGUAAAUGGUACUAAUACUUUGUAGUGAGUAGAUAUGUUUAUAUUGUGUAUGUAGUAACGCAUCGCUUACCAUUAUACAAAUCUUUUGUCAAUUUUAUAGAUCGGGUUCCGUAGGAAUUAGGGUCCGUUGCAAUACAUAUUCAAUAUUAAUAUAAUAUGAUCAAGACUCUUUCAUAAUUAAUAAUAAAUAAGGUAACACUGCAUGUGUUUUAAAAUGAUAAAUUAAGCGUGCUGAAUGCGUAACUACUGAUCAAAUCGAAUGAUCUAGAAUUGAUUAUCUCGUAUGAUUGCCACUACCAGAUUACGUUGUAAUCAUUAAGCGAAAGUUUGCUAUACGUAAUGCUCACAGUACAGUUUCCUAAGGAAAAUGCAGCUUGUAUGUAUACACGACGCGCCGUAGCUAUUAGAAUACGCGUCGGUUCGCUGCCAAUGAAUUAAGCUAUAACAAAACGUAGGCACCAUAAUUUUUACUCCUGUAUAUUAUAAGUACUUACGGGACCUCUAAUACUGUUUGCUCAUUACGUGAAAUACUUAGCGCGAUACCAUAGUUGGUGAUUUUAUUUUACAUAACUUUCGCCAUGAACAUGUUAUGGCAGCCCUUCAGGCGCCUCUAGCAUUAUUAGUGAACUAUUUUCCUAAUAAAUUUGUAUUGUCCACGCGCCAUAUUCUAAAUGUCUAUACGAGUUUACACAAUUCAAUAUUUGCCAUUACAAUGUUGAGGUAGUAGGUAAUUUUCAUACUUAUGAUGAAAGCCUUAAAAAAAACUAUACAUUCCACUAUGUAUUUAAUCUAUAUGCCUUCAAAAUGUCUAUUUUUUACUUAUAAAUGGCGUACUAAAGGUUGGCAGUUUUGCAACGAAGUGAAUUAGUAUAUUUACAGAAUGUUGGACCAACAGGAUACUAGUUAGCCUAAAUAGCUCUCUUCGAAAUUUACCUCUUCUUGAAUACAUUUUCAACUAUGACGAUUAUAAUAACUUAUGUAUUUGUGAUAUUUGUUAGAGGAGUGUUAUAUGAUUAUGUAUACCUAGACAGAUAUUAUAUAAUAUUUAACAUCGAUUGUUCUCUCUAUAGUGAAGAUGUUAGGAGCCGUACAAAUAUUAUUUACAUGUGUUUAUUUAUGUCUUGCGCUGAGUGCAGGUUAUAUUGAGAUAAACCGACUUUGUAUAUAAUAGUAAUCGCGUCAGAUGAGCCCACUAUUGUAAAGCAGGACUAAUUGUUUCUACAAACAUGACUAUUUAGCGGUCGUCUGAUUGGAAAAGCAUACUUGAUACUCGCAAAUGGCAGUCGUAUCUAAUUUCGGGAACGAAAACAGAAUUGUACAUUUUCAGUACGUAAUUAGCUGGUGGUUUCGGACGACCGCAGAAAAUCGACAUGUUGCGGUCACGGUAAUGCCUCGUUGACGAAUUGACCGACAAAACUGUAUAGAAACAUUGAUUGUUAUGAAUUAUGUUACUUUGUAGUUUGUAGCACAAUAAUGCGCAAAUAUAGAUAAGAAUACAUUUUUACUACAGUUUGUUUACCUUCUGAUUUAUUGCAUUAAGUACGGUGGGAUGAUUGAUCGGUCGGUGUUUCUAUGCGGUUUUAUUUUAUUUGCAAUAAUUAGAUGAGUAGGUACACGUAUUUUACGUUAUCGUCAAUGGGGCUACCAAUUUUUAUGUGCUGUCCAUUUUGAGUGACUGGGAAAUGGCUGGUUUAAUUAAUUAUAUUUUAUUUUCUAUUAACUAAAUCUGAAUGUUUGUUGUCGCUGUUGAUUGGAUCUAUUUUUCAGUAUUUUCCCUCUCUACUUUUAUUAAUGCUUUUAAUUUUCGAUUUUUGCCGUUUAGUUUCUUGACCACUCAAAAUGGAUAGCUUGCCACCAAAAAUAAUAUGGCCUAUGGCAAUAUGAUGGAAUGUUUUAUACUUGGUAAACUUAUAUAUUUUGUAAUAAAAGCAUUAUAUUUAAUAAUCGUAAGAUCAAAGUGUUCAACAGUUCCGACGUCAACAAGAUUCACUAUACCUAUAACGGCUUUAGUUUUGAAUAAAAUAAAACACCUGAAAUACA